GAAAAAGCAGCAGAGGUAAUUGCUGCUCUGAAAGGGUGGCGGGUCGCCACUCAGGACAGGGAGGGUCAACAUGAGGGGCCACUAACUGGAGCCGCCCAGGGCAGCCUGCCGCCUCGGUCCGCCUCUGAUCAACUUUGUUUUUAUUGAUCUCCGGUUUCAUGUCGUCAUAAGGAUCGAUGAGAAGCCAGGGACUCUGAUUGGACCUCCUGCAGCGAGCAGCCAUUGAACGGGUUAAUGCGCUCUGACGCAGGAUGGGUCAACAGGAGGCUGCGGGCUGCAGGUGGGCGUCCUGAGCAGCAGAGGAGCCCUGACGGCCGGAGCAGCAGCAGCUCUUCCUCCUGCAGACCCAGCCUCCGCUUCCCGGAUCCGCGCCGAGCCUCCGGGCAUGCCGCCCCGCCGCGCCGCUGAUCGGGACGCCGGGCAGCAGCCGCCGCGCGGUCCACCGAGCUGAGGAAGCCCGGGGAGAUGAGCGUGACCGGGAGCCGGAGACCCGCCAGCCUCCCGGUGCCAACUCCGAGCCGAUCUGGAGUGGCGUUGCUGUGCAGCGGCGAGAGCGGCGACAGCUUCGACGUCUGCCUGCGGCUGAGCAGAGACGCUCUGACCAUCCAGAAGCUGGACGUGGUCUGCACCGACGGCUCUGAGCCCAAAGCCAACAGCCGUAGUCCUGAGACGACAGGCGGCCGGCGGUUUAGGCCUCAGCAUCAAGGGCGGAGCGGAGCACAACGUGCCCGUCGUCAUUUCAAAGAUCUUCAAGGACCAAGUCGCCGAUCAGACGGGGAAACUGUUCGUCGGGGACGCCGUGCUGAAGGGGUCUUCAACCUGCGGCUCCGGACCCACAAGUGGUCCGUCAGACCUUCCACAGUUAACGGCAUUAACGUGGAGCAUUGCACGCACCAGGAAGUGGUUCACCUGCUGAGAACUGCGGGCGAUGAGGUCACCAUCACCGUCCGCUACCUGAGCGAAGUCCCGUCCUUCCUGAAGCUGCCACUCGGUUCUCCUGGGCUGGACCAGAACCGGGUCUCCUCUCCGCUCUUCAACAGUGGCUUCCAUCUGAACGGGAACAACACGGCUCCGCCCCCUUCGCCCUCAGCAAAUGAGCCAAAGUAUGAGAAGCGCUGGCUGGACGCCGUCUGCCUGCCGCUGCAGAUGGCCAGAGUCUCCAGACAACGAGCCGGGAGCGAUAAGCUGAGGUCCAACUGCUUCGAGCUGUUCUCCCCGGAUGCGUCCAGCUGCAGCGUCCUGCAGUUCUGCUCGGCAGCAGAAAGUUCAGACUGGCUGCAGGCCAUCGCUGCGAACAUCGGCGAGCUGACGCAGGAGAGCAUUAAAAUGCUGAAUAAAUCGUCUUCUUCUGAUGAUCAGAUCGUCCACAUGGGCUGGGUGUGUGAGGCUCCAGAGAACAGCGCCCCCUGCAGGAGUUCGGCCUUCAGGUUCCUGGCACUGAGAGGGCCAUAUUUUUAUAUCUUCAGACGGCCGCCGGUCGGCGCCACCGACUGGGGAAAACCCGAAACUACGUACAACCUCUAUGAGGUUCUAUUUAAGGUUCAUAAGCUGUGGCUGGCUGAGGACUGCUGGCUGCAGGCGCGGCUCUUCCUGGGUCUGCACGGUUCCCCGGAGCAGCCGGGUGGCGACCCGCUCUGCUUCAGCAUCCUGGUGGGCCACGGCCAGAGCCACACCUUCAGGGUGGAGCUGGCCUCAGACCUGGCAACCUGGGACAAGUCAUUCCAGAGGGCCGUGUUCCUGGAGGUGCAGCGCGUCGGGUCUAAAAGCUACAUGUGCAGCAGCCAGGGGAGCGUUGUCAGCUUCACGCUGGAUUUUGGAUCCGGGUUUAGCUGCUCAGACGUGACUUCAAAGGCUGUUCUGUGGAGAUACAAGUUCUCUCAGCUGAAAGGCUCAUCUGACGACGGAAAAACCCGAGUCAAGCUGCUCUUUAAAAACGCUGACAGCAACCAAAUAGAAAUGAAGGAACUGGAGUUUGCCAACCUGACGGCGGUCCUCCACUGCAUCCACUCCUUCAUCGCUGCCAAGGUGGCGUCCCUGGAGCCCGGCUUCCUGUGCGGCCAGAGCCUCGCCACGCACAUCAGCAGCUAGACUUCCUGUUCCUGUAGCUCACCAGACACGUUCCUGUUCCUGGAUGUUUUUCUAUAAAUGCUCACAGUUUUUAUUCAGGUUGGAACAUGAUGGUGAAUAUUUUCAGUUUGGGUCGGAGAGCACUUCCUGUUACAGCAGCGAGGGAUAAAGAUUCAGAAACAAAACUAAUUAUUGGGUCAUAUCAUGAAAUAUCUUAAUAAAAUCAUAACUAGGGAGCAAAUAAUAGAACAUUAAUAUUGAUUUGAUGCUGAUUCAUCAGUAAAAUUCAGACUUUUUAAAUAGAAACUGGUCUAAUGUUGGUGAUUAUUACGUCAUAAACUAAUCAUUCUGAUUUAUUAUUUAAUAAUACAUAAAUUAUUAACAUCUAGCUGCAGGUUAUUACUGCCAGGUAAUUACAGUGUAAUAAUUGUCAUAAUAAAUGAUUUGAUUAAUAUCAGUAAACUAAAAGCUGUAACAGGAAGUGGCUGAUUUAUUUGUUCUUUAGAUUUUAAAACAAACAUUUUAAUUGUUUUUCCAAACAUUUAGAUUAAUUCAUCAUAAAGACUUUAUCAGCUGAAAGAGUUUAUUUCAUUGGAAGCAACAAAAGGCAGCGCUGACAGGAACGUGCUGCCGCCGGUGCAGAGCAAAGCUGACGCUCCGCGUCGGGAUCAAAUGGGAACUUUCUGGACCGGAAACAUCAGUUCCAGCUAAGAAGGUCAUAUUUUGGUCAUAUUUUCUGAAAUAUUUCAUGUUGCUGAACUCCUGGGACUGAUUUGGGUCAGACGGAACCAGCUGGAUCCGCCUCAACUAGAACUCUCUGAUGGUUCUGCAUUUCGUCCUUCGUCUGGCUGGGAGACAAAACGGGAAUCCGUCUCCAUUUCUUCCUGUUUGUGUUUUUAGCUGAAAUGUUUCUGUCUGAUCUGAUCGACUCUUUUUCUACGUUGUUCCAUCCAGCAGAUUAUUAAACACUUUUAUAAUAAAUUUCACUGUGUUCAGUUUUUGUUGCUUCAUUAAUAUUCAAGGCUUCACCAAUGAAUCACAUAUUUUCUGCUGUUUCAAUAAAGAAAACCAACUUUACAGAC
Molecule: messenger RNA, 3149 nt
Organism: Xiphophorus couchianus (Monterrey platyfish)
Lineage: Eukaryota; Metazoa; Chordata; Actinopteri; Cyprinodontiformes; Poeciliidae
Gene: sntg2
Product: syntrophin, gamma 2
Exons: 18
Coding region: 466-2088 (540 amino acids)
Cellular component (GO): dystrophin-associated glycoprotein complex; intracellular anatomical structure
Molecular function (GO): structural molecule activity; protein binding
Source: RefSeq, a predicted model, not a curated record